Messenger RNA from Suillus paluster, 815 nucleotides. RefSeq lists its product as uncharacterized. NCBI's taxonomy places the organism in Eukaryota, Fungi, Basidiomycota, Agaricomycetes, Boletales, Suillaceae. The transcript is spliced from 4 exons. Bases 139 to 768 code for a protein of 209 amino acids. The record is from RefSeq and is a predicted model, not a curated record.
AGUAGGUGUCGGGGAGGGUGCACGUGAGGAGCGUAUUCGGUUCAACAUGGUAACUCGUUAAUGGUGGUGGUGGUCAGAGGCAUACAGCGUCAACGCCGCGGCUGCUGGGUUUGCCAGACGUCUUAGAAGUUGUUCACAAUGCUCAAGCCUCGUUGCAUCUCGGCGCCACGUGAUCGAUGUCGGCACAUAACGUUUAUGGGGCACGGCGGCACCGUUCUUCUCCACGGUGUCAAUGGAUUCUGGCGACGAACUAAGACGAUUAGCAAAUGCCCUGGGGGUCUUCAAUCCAUCGAUUUCUUUGCCCAAUGCUCCGAGCCAUUGACUGUAUGCGAACACCAAGCAAAUCCAUACAUUGCUUGCGGGCACGAGGGCCAGUUUUCGUGCUCAUAUGUGUUCCCACGGUUCUUUCAAUACACCGCAGCAUAUGUGAGCGCAUGCGAACCCAGCCUGUUGGAUGACCUCUUAUCAAAGCAUUCCGAGUGGGUCAUUGAAGCUAAUGAAAUGUCUCAUCUCAUUCUCUAUCGCGACAUAAAAACCACCCUGCUCACUUUCCUCGAAAGGUGCAGGAAGAAAAACGACCCCAAUGACGCAGCUCGCAUCGAUAAGAUAUUGAGGCUCGAACAUGACGGACAAUGUCCUAAUAACUCAAUCUCUCCGGGCCUGUGCAGCAGACUUCGGCCUUUGCACGUUCAUACCAGAAUCUGUAUCGCAAUCCGCUACCACUUCAAGCACAGACGGAAUGGGCGCCCUACUACACAAGGCUCCUGAAUUACUGGAUCUGCGACAUGCGAGGUGAAAACCUUGGAAAGCGAUAU